Messenger RNA from Pelobates fuscus (common spadefoot toad), 2095 nucleotides. It is a transcript of the gene HAPLN2, whose product is annotated as hyaluronan and proteoglycan link protein 2. Gene Ontology annotation, cellular component: perineuronal net; synapse. Gene Ontology annotation, biological process: cell adhesion; central nervous system development; skeletal system development. Gene Ontology annotation, molecular function: hyaluronic acid binding. The record is from RefSeq and is a predicted model, not a curated record. The transcript has 7 exons. The coding region runs from base 418 to 1449 and encodes 343 amino acids. NCBI's taxonomy places the organism in Eukaryota, Metazoa, Chordata, Amphibia, Anura, Pelobatidae.
GAUGAGGAACUUGUUCGACAUCUGUCUAUUUAUCACUGAUAUGCAGAGAUCUGGUUCCCAUAUGAUGGUUCAGAGUGACUCUGCAUCAUCGAGACGCACAGGCCUGGCAUUGACAAGCUGUCCCCGGCCAGAACAAUGACAGAUUGUAUCCCCUGCUUUUCUCAUGGUUCCACAAGGGAAGUCAACGACAGACACACAAACUGUUUACUGACUCCUUAACAGAAGGGCAACUGGGACAGACAGGCUUCCUGUCCUGUGUAUUGUGAAAGGACGUGUCACCUUACGGAGACCAUCGGAGCUGGUAUUGGACUGGAUACUGAAUAAGAGAACUCGCGACUUGAUGAUGUCAGGAACAUCAUGAUAAAGGGGAGAAGAACGAAAACAAUCAUCUCAUAAGACAAACCCGAUGUGUUCUUCAUGAGGAUGAAAAGGGUCUAUUUACUGUGGAUUUUCUGGUUUUCCAUCUGCUACGCCGAUUCUAGUAUCUAUCGCAAUGCCGACCGGAAUCAAGAUGAAUCUCCAGUUUCAAAAUAUUUGCUCAAUCCUAUUCACAACGUGAUCAUAACCCAAAGAGGAUCCAACGUAACUCUUCCUUGUAUGCUGCGCUGGAGACCAAGGAGCUACAAAGUCAAAUGGAGCAAGAUUAACCCUGUUGACCCAUUGGAGAACCUUAUCAUCAUCUCAAACGGGAAGCAGCAUAAGAACUAUGACAAGCUGAAAGGUCGGGCCCGUCUGAGACGCAGCCACCGGCUCGAUGCCUCUCUGGUGAUAACCAAUGUGUCCUUGGAGGAUGAAGGACGAUACAAAUGUGAGCUGGUGAAUGGACUAGAAGAUCAUAGCUUGACUUUAUCAUUACAUCUGGAGGGGGUGGUUUUCCCCUAUCAGUCCAAGGAAGGACGCUACCAUUAUAACUACGUCGAGGCACGUCAAGCUUGUGAAGAGCAAGAUGGCCGAAUGGCCACGUUUUCACAGCUCUAUCAAGCAUGGACAGAUGGUCUAGACUGGUGCAAUGCUGGAUGGACUCUGGAUGGGACUGUCCACUACCCUGUAAUCGUCCCACGGCAGCCUUGUGGAGGCAAUCUUCCUCCGGGGAUUCGGAGCUACGGCCCCAAAGACAAAAUGAAGGAUAGAUUUGAUGUUUUCUGCUUUACCUCUGCACUAAAAGGCCACGUCUAUUAUAUCCAUGGACCAAUGAAUUACAGAGAAGCUGCGGAGGCCUGCCAGGCCCAUCAAGCUGUAAUGGCAAAGGUUGGCCAUCUCUAUGCUGGGUGGAGGUUUGCCGGCCUGGAUCAAUGUGACGGGGGCUGGCUACUGGAUGGAAGUGUUAGAUUUCCUAUAACCGAACCUCGAGAACGAUGUGGGGGCCUGCCAGACCCUGGAGUUAGGAGUUUUGGCUUCCCCAAUCCAGAACAGAAACUCUAUGGAGUUUAUUGCUAUUCCUUAAUCUAAGACUUUCCUGUGUAUGACAUAUUGCAGAAGAUUCCUAGAGAUAUGUCUGGUCCCCUCUAUGAAGACAUGUCUAGGAUAGGCUUAGAUCACGGUGUACCAAGUCUGGCCCUCAUUGCUCACAAAUUAGCCAAGCUUUCAGGAAAAUACUUACUACACUGUUUAUUAAUUACAUGUUAAUAGGAGAAAUUCUAAAAACCUGGUAGAACAAGAAUCUUUGGGGGAAGAAAAUCCCAAAGUCUUAACGUUGGCACUUAUUCUACAGUAUUAGCUUGAUCUGGCCAAAUUUAAGGAUAUUUCUGGUAGUGAAGGUCUUCCAGGCCUAUUUGCACUUUGACCGAUGCCUAAUGUAAAUAGCUCAAGCUGGGUAGUUACUAUGACAUUUUGAGUUUUCCAGACAGGGCUCAAAUUUUUCUAUUGGCUAGUAAAAAUUCAUCACGGCAAUAACUUGCAGUAACGAGAAACGUAAGGCCUGGCUAGUAGCAUAGGACUUCAAAUUUAAGUUCUGCUCCAGGUAUUGUUUGCCUUGAUGACAAAAUGUUUACGAUUCUUCCAUACAUUAACCCUUUACUUGCACAUCUAGCAAAUUAAUAGUUAAAUGCUUGAACAGCAUACAAACUUGCAAAUUAAACAACGUCACUGCGGUUAC